AUGGACAGGUUGAGUGAGGUAGCGAGGUUGGAGGAGGAGCUGAGGUUGGCGAGGGAAGUUAGGAAAGCAAUGGAAGUGGAGAAUGAGAGGUUGAGGAUUGAGUGCGAGAAGCAUAAGAGGGAAUUGGAAGAGUUGAGAGGAAUGAUUAGGAGUGCAGAAGAGGGAAUGAAAGAGGAAGUGAAAGGAACUGUUGGAGAGGGAGCUGUCAGAGGUACGCUUCCUGGGUCUUGUGACAGGUCAGGAGCGGUUAAGAAAGUGAAAGAACAAGUGGAUGAAAGUGUGAGUGAGGAAAGUGAAAUGGUUGUGGUAAAUGAGAAGAAAGAGAAGGUACAGAAUAAGGAUAGAUCAGAGCAGAAGGGUAAGAAGGGAGUUGAGAGUAAAGAAAGGGCUACAGGGAAGAAGAUUAGUAAGGAUGGUGGGCAAGAUAAGAAGAGAAUGAAUGCAGAUGAGAAUAGAGUUGAGAGUAAGGUACAGGAUGAGUGA
Macrobrachium nipponense is the source of this 483-nucleotide messenger RNA. RefSeq lists its product as uncharacterized. Lineage: Eukaryota; Metazoa; Arthropoda; Malacostraca; Decapoda; Palaemonidae. The record is from RefSeq and is a predicted model, not a curated record. Bases 1 to 483 code for a protein of 160 amino acids. The transcript has a single exon.